Molecule: messenger RNA, 3897 nt
Organism: Lepidothrix coronata (blue-crowned manakin)
Lineage: Eukaryota; Metazoa; Chordata; Aves; Passeriformes; Pipridae
Gene: KCNK12
Product: potassium two pore domain channel subfamily K member 12
Exons: 3
Coding region: 1-1281 (426 amino acids)
Biological process (GO): stabilization of membrane potential; potassium ion transmembrane transport
Cellular component (GO): membrane
Molecular function (GO): potassium ion leak channel activity
Source: RefSeq, a predicted model, not a curated record
AUGAUGCCCCCGCGGGGGGCGGCGGGCUCCUGCCGCCGGCGGCGCCUGGCGCCCCUCAACGAGGACAACGGGCGGUUCCUGCUGCUGGCCGCCCUCAUCGCGGCGUACCUGAGCGCCGGCGCCACCGUCUUCUCGGCCCUCGAGAGCCCGUCGGAGGCGGCGGCGCAGCUCCGCUGGAACCGGACCCUGCACAACUUCAGCCGCAUCUUCAACAUCAGCCUGCCGGAGCUGCGCGCCUUCCUGCGGAGCUACGAGGCGGCUAUGGCCGCGGGCAUCCGCGUCGACGCCCUGCGGCCCCGCUGGGACUUCCCCGGCGCCUUCUACUUCGUGGGCACCGUCGUCUCCACCAUAGGUUUUGGAAUGACCACACCCGCAACUGUGGCUGGAAAGGUAUUCCUCAUCAUUUAUGGCCUUUUUGGGUGUGCUGGGACUAUCCUUUUCUUCAACCUCUUCUUGGAGCGCAUUAUCUCCCUCCUGGCAUUUAUCAUGAAGGCGUGCCACGAGAGACAGCUGCGAAGAAGUGGUCUCCUACCUCCCAACUUCCGAAGGGGGCCAGCUAUGUCUGGGGUGGGCAGCCUCGUGGGCUGGAAGCCAUCCGUUUACCACGUGUUGCUAAUUCUGGGAAUAUUUGCUAUUACCCUUUCCUGCUGCGCCUCCGCAAUGUACACGGCGGUGGAAGGAUGGAACUACGUUGAUUCCUUGUACUAUUGCUUUGUCACAUUCAGCACCAUCGGCUUUGGAGAUUUGGUAAGCAGCCAGAACGCUGCAUACCAAAAUCAGGGAUUAUACAGAUUCGGAAACUUUGUAUUUAUAUUUAUGGGGGUAUGUUGCAUAUACUCUCUUUUUAAUGUCAUUUCAAUUGUAAUCAAGCAAGUUUUGAACUGGGUGUUGAAGAAAUUCGAAUGCAGAUGUUGCCCAAAGUGCCAUAAAUCAAGUACCCGCCUCAGCCGUCGCAACGCCAUCACCCCCGGAGCCCGCCUGCGUCGACAAAACAUCUCAGUGGACACUGAUGGACAGUACGACAGUGACACCGAGGGGAGGAGGCUCUCUGGAGAGAUGAUCUCCAUGAGGGAGCUCACGGCAUCCAAUAAAGUCUCCCUGGCCAUUUUGCAAAAGCAGUUGUCCGAGACGGCCAACGGCUACCCGAGGAAUGUUUGUAUCAAUACGAGACAAAACGGUUUCUCUGCAGGGGUGGGUGCUCUAGCCAUCAUGAACAACCGCUUGGCAGAAACGAGUGAUUCUAGACAAAGCAGAUACCAGCAAUACCUGGACACAGGCUGAAGCACAAGAAAUCAGAAGGAAACUGAAGGAACAGAGUGGGACAGUGAAAGCACACUGCACUAGAUUGCACUUUCUUUUCAGGUAAUUUGGGAGUUGUAUUACAUUCUUGAAAUGUUUCUUUUUUCCCUAGGUUUUAUUUUUGGAUAGCCUUGAAAGAAUGCAAUUAACUUAGGAUUUAAAAGUUCAUCUUCCCUGAUACAACCCCCUCAGCCCCCCCUGCAGAACAGCAGCAGUGACUCCUAGCUGGCACAGACCAAGACAUCCCAGUUGCCUGCUGAGAAGUUGUACAGGCAGUGCAGACCUGAGCUCAGACCCCAUGCCCCAGAUUAGUCUUUUGCUGCCUGAGCCCAGGAAAGAGCAUUCAGGAGCAGCAGAAAGCUACAGGACUUGGGACUUCUCUGUGAGCCAGCCCUUAGUGAGACCAAUGAUGGCACAGGUGUGAGCUGGUCAGACAAAGGAGAUACCGAGUUCACCUCGCACAUGUGCUAAUACCUUGCAGAUGAAAAUUAAAAUUUAGGUGAAAAUUAAUGAGGGACAAUGACCAAGCAGCAUCUUCUCUUUCCCCUUGAGCUCAGGGCAGAACAAUUACAAGGAAUAGUUUCUUGGGAAAUCUGUAGCAUGUGGCAAGUCACUACAUUCACUUCUUGGGGUUUGUCUUCCCUGUUUGUGUCUUGGACAAAGUUUGGAGUCACACUGAGAUGUCAUCUGUUUCUCUUUGGUUUCUUCCCAUCUCCAAAGCACAGUUCUCAUUUUGUGCAAAAAAUUUAGAUCGCUUUUUAUUUGCUUGCAAUAAGGAAGGACGUCCUUCAGACCAUAUAGAUGUUCAGAGAAGUAAUCUCAGUGACCUCAGCCGCACAUGGAAGUUUCUGGAGGACGAGGCUGCAGUUUGCCUGUCUCCCUGCAGAAGAAGCAUUGCACAAGUAACUCCCAUUACUGCUAGCAAGACAUAUAAAUGUUCUUUAGGCAGUGGUUGGGGCCAUGCAGCAGGAGGCACAACUGAAAAUGCAAGAUGGGUAUUUGUGCCUCUUUGCUAUGUACAUGCUAGUUGGCAGCCCAAUUAGGAGCUCUGAUUGCAACCAGAAUUACUGGUGGAAGACAGGAGAGAUGUAAGAAUCACACCAAAGCUCUCUGUGACCAUGGUGUCCCAGCACUGCUUCAGCCCUGGCCCUGAGUCUUUUCUCUUCCCCAGCUUUCUGCGGGUGAAAAUUUGGGUAUAUUAUGACCAUUCACCCAUAUUUCAGUCAUGUCUUAGCUUGCUACUGAAAGACAGACUUAUAGCAGUAGUGGAGGUCAUAUAGCCAGGUAUGUAGGCACGGUAUAAACCUGAUUGCCUAUGUGGGAUGAAUUUAUAAUUAUAUGAAAAUUAGCUGUAGCAAUGAGAUUGUUGUCACUUCUUAGUAUUUUUCCAGCCUUUAAAUUGAAAAAUAUUCAGUGACAAAUCAUUGCAAUGAAUGUUCGGAGCUAAUUAAACAAAACCGUAUUUUGCUGAUCGCUAGCAAAUCUAUGGGUAUGGCUUCUGCUCUAAUUGGAUUACUAAUGUGCCUUUCCAAAUCAAUACACAUUUGCAAUGCUAUAUUUAAAUAAUACAAUAAAUGCUAUGUUACAUAAUAACUUCAAUUAGGGCAAAUUAAUACUUGUCUCACACAAAAUAACUAAUGAACUGUGCAUUGCUCAUUGUACAACCGAUAUGCAAUUUCUUUUUGUGUGUGUGAAUAUGUCCAUAUUUGAGCUCAAAUUCUGCUUUCAUGAAUGCUAGGGAAACAGAAACUACAUUGUAGAAAAUAAUGGACAAUUCCACUGAGAUUCCACAAAGGAUAUGCAUAUUAGUACAUACACAGUAAGCGGUUCAUUAUGCAUGAUAAAUAUGUUGUACAGCAACAGCACUGAGGAAGGACUACUUCAGUUUACACAGCCACAGUCUGUGGCUACCAAUAAAGACACAUGCCUUUUUUCUUUCUCUUUUUGUUUAUUAAAUAGGUAACAUCCACCCUGUAAUUAGAAUAAGACUUUAAACCAUCAAAAAGAAAAUGCAAUUGCCCUAAAGUUUGCAUAGCCAAAAAGAGGUCUAAAGUCAGAUCCAGGUGUGUCUCAGACAGCUCCCAAGCCCAGACUCAGCAUGGGAUGCAGGUAGGUUUAAAAUUGUGUAACAUCAUCAUCCCAUGUGUUUUCAGGAUUGGGCUUUCCAGCAGGUGGUGCUUUAUCAAACAGUCUUAAGAAAUACGAAGGUGUUCCCGUAUUCCUUUUAUACUUGGCAAGAUGUAACAGUACUUUUUGAAGCCAGUGAGUCAAUGCAAAAGUAAUGCUUUUAUAACAUACAAUAAACAAUGAGAAAAAAUUACUGCUAUUUCUGACUCUGCAAAUCAAACAGCCAAGUUUUCUCAAUGGGUAUAAUUUCCUAUUCCAUGCAAGUAAAAUUAUGUCCAGAAAAUUUUUGCUUGUGGUAACAUCAAUAGACUGCACAGGCAGUGCAAUAAUUCAGUUCCAAUUUUAUUUUAAAACCUCAGUAUCUGAAAGCACAUCUGAAAAUGGUUUGCAGAUUGUUGGAGGUGGGGAGGGAUUGUGUGUGUAAACAUUGUUUAUUUACAAAAAUAAAAAGUAUUAUUCUACUUAUACAAA